Messenger RNA from Paralichthys olivaceus (Japanese flounder), 2227 nucleotides. It is a transcript of the gene adob, whose product is annotated as 2-aminoethanethiol (cysteamine) dioxygenase b. The record is from RefSeq and is a predicted model, not a curated record. NCBI's taxonomy places the organism in Eukaryota, Metazoa, Chordata, Actinopteri, Pleuronectiformes, Paralichthyidae. Gene Ontology annotation, cellular component: mitochondrion. Gene Ontology annotation, molecular function: oxidoreductase activity, acting on single donors with incorporation of molecular oxygen, incorporation of two atoms of oxygen.
UGUGUGUCACCACCCACAGGCACUCAGACCCGUGAAUGAUUGGACCGCGGAGUGAGCCAUCCCUCCACUUGACGAUCUGUGCAGCUAGCAGCAGUGCUAAGCUAACCAGCGGUCGGUGGAGUCGCGGUGACCGGGCAGAGUCGUUCCUCCUCCGGUAUGAUGCCAGGUGACAGCGACAUGAGCUCCAUCGUCCAGAGAAUCGCCCACCAGGCUCUCGUGACGUUCCGCAGCCCGCCCCGGGUCGGAGGGGCCGACGCCGGGAAGUGUUUCCUAGAGAACCUCGGGAAGCUCAAGAGCCUGAUGACGGAAGUGCGAGCGGCGGACCUGAAGCUCGUCCCGCGGAGAGCCGAGGACAGCCCGCCCGGUGUGGCCCCUCCGCUCCCCUUCCACCACGGAGCGCCCCCGGUCACCUACAUGCACAUCUGCGAGACGGAGCGCUUCAGCAUGGGGGUGUUCCUGCUGAAGAGCGGCGCCUCCAUCCCGCUGCACGACCACCCGGGGAUGCACGGUGUCCUCAAGGUCCUGUACGGGAAGGUCAGGAUCCGCUGCUUCGACCGGCUGGAGCGGCCGAGCGGCGGCGGCUCCACCGCGGCGUCUCCGCUCCCAGCGCCGGCCCAGGUGGGCUCUCUGCGGCGCUCCGUGCUCCGCUCCACCGGGGAGUACACGGAGGAGAGCGGGCCGUGCGUCCUCUCCCCUGACCGGGACAACCUCCACCACAUCGACGCUGUGGACGGCCCCACGGCGUUCAUGGACAUCCUGGCCCCGCCAUACGACCCGGACGACGGCAGGGACUGUCACUAUUACCGGGUCCUGGAGGCGGAUCCCGGGGAGCAGAAGGAGAAGGAGCUCUGGCUCAUGGAGAUCUCGCAGCCGCCGGAUUUCUGGUGCGGAGGAGAACCGUACCCGGGCCCGGCGGUCUCCCUCUGAUCCGUCCGAUAAACGUCUUCUUUUCUCGGCCUGGUUCAGUGACCUCGGACAAACUGUGGUUAAAUGUGUGAUCCAUGUGUGGAGCCGGGCCGAGCCGGGCCGGGCCGGGCCGAGGGUCAACACCUCCUGAAUGUAUCUGUGCAGGUGGAGGGAACAUCAGGUGACCUCAGUGUCUGUGCUGCAAAGACUGAAUUCAAAUUAUAAUCACACUUCCUCCAUCAGCUUCAUGCACUAAAGCUCCUCAGCCUCCAUCACAAAGGGAAUCAAACCAUUUUCAUGAAGCGUUUCUGCUCCUUCAUCAUUCAUCCACUGAAUCUGUGUUUUUCAUAGUUUAGUGUAUUUUCAGUCAGAGUCUUGUAGCUGAGGUCACCUGGACGUCUGCUGUCCUCCGCACGUCCCGGAUCCUGUGUGAGUCCAUGAGAAACUGUAGAAAUGUUUCAUCUCCAGGUUAAAGGGUUCAAAAACAGAAGACAUCACCAAGAUUGGACUUUGAGGACAUGAAUAUGUAAAAAAACAACAACAAAAAGGCCCCUGAGAGGUUUAUUGAUGCCAAGAAAUGAAGGAGUGAUGAUGUGCAGGGGCCUGAUGCUGCGUUCGAGAAGAGUCGCUGCUGCAAGUUUCUAAUCCAACAAAAAUCAGUUGAGAGUUUCUGCGGAACCCUGACGUCUAAUUUAAAGCAUCACACUGUGACCUUUAGAUGCACUGCACAACCUUAGACUGACCCAUGAUGUCCAUUGGUAAAAUGGUAACAUUUAGACGUCCUGCAUGAAAAAACACUGAGUUAUUUGGGUAAUUAUACAUUUGUCUGGGAUUUCCAGAUGUGUGGCUGCUCCUGAGCUGAAAUGUCUCUGCUGCUGCUGGUGGAAGUUUUCCCGGACCACUGAGGUGAAGGCGUCCAUGUGUUUAAACCGUCUUCCUGCUCGAGGUUUUGUCCUGUUUGUUUGUCGGAUGAAAAAACGUGUGAAUCUUCAGGUUUAUUCUUUAGUUUUGACUGAAAAUCAUCUAAAGCUGCAGGUUUUCUUGUGAUUAGGACUCAAGAGUUUGCUCCUCAGGACUGUUUGUGAUUUGCUGACUGAUUGUUUGUAAAGCUGUGCACUAAUUUCCCAUGUUUGAAAAGAGACGUUUUCCCUGUUCGCUUGAGCUCCAGCGUCGGAUUAAGAAUCAUAAAGUUGUUCAUGUCACAGUUUGAGUUUUUUUGAUUUAAUCAGACGAUUGAGGAGAAUCUGGAGCUGUUUUCAGACUUGAAAUAUCUGGAGAAUAAUGUGUGGACAUGUUGUGUAGACAUGUUGUGUAGUCAUGU